CCAAAAGACUGGCAAAGAGCAUCCUUUCAGUCAGAGUUCUUGCUCUUCUCCUGAAGAUGAUACCUGUGAGGAUCCUCUGUGUGUUCCUAUGCCUCAGCAUAGCCUGGGCACAAGACGGAGGGAGCACCUUUGAACAGGUGGGUGCAGGAGUGCGUGGUCCCAGGAUUGUGGAGCACAAGUCCCCGUCCAGCUGCCAGUCUGAGAAGAGCUGGCCCAUCUGUGCGGAUGACGACUGGGGUAGCAAAUGUCCAUCAGGAUGCAGAAUGCAAGGACUGAUUGAUGAAAAGGACCAGGAUUUUAGUCAAAGAAUAGAAAAAAUCAAGAAGCUGCUCUCAGAUAAUCAAAACAACUAUAAGAAGUCCAAUCAGAUAAUUGUGGAAACUGUGAAUGUACUAAAACCAAACCUGGACAGUGCUCAGCAGCUUGAUGAGACGUAUGGUCGCCUGUCAGGAGAACUGAGACGGAGAAUUGUGACAUUAAAGCAGAGAGUCGUCACUCAAGUAAACAGAAUUAAAGCUCUGCAGAGCAGCAUCCAGGAACAAGUGGUGGAGAUGAAGCGCUUAGAGGUGGACAUUGAUAUUAAGAUACGAGCUUGCAAAGGAACCUGUGCUAGAAGUUUUGAUUACAAGGUGGACAAAGAAAGCUACGACAACAUCCAGAAGCAGCUUGCCCAAGCCAACUCCAUCAACUUGCACCCAGAGCUUCAAGCAACCACCUUGAGUACACUGAAAAUGAGGCCACUUAAGGACUCUAAUGUUCCUGAUCAUUUUAAGCACAAGCCUCUGCCAGAAAUGCAAGCUCUGAACAUAAUUAAUAAUAUCAAGCAGAUGGAAGCGGUAUUAGAAAGACCAGAAGCAGAUGCAAAACCCUCUCGAGGCGACAGCUCGUAUCACAUGGCAGAAUCAAGGGGGGAUGGACCUUCACACGCCAGCAAAUUAGUUAUUCCUACUCAUGGGAGAGAAACCCUUGGUCUGGGAGACAAAACCUCCUCCACUGUUCGUAGAUGCACCAAAACUACCACCAAAAAAAUUGUCUCUGGGCCUGAUGGCCCUAGAGAAGAAGUAGUUGAGAAAACAGUUUCUUCUGAUGGCUCAGACUGCUCCUAUUUAGCUGGAAAUGUUGGAGGGGAAGGGAGCACAUACCAUUUUAGUGGUUCAGAUGCCUUGCACAAGCUAGAGACUGUAUUCCCUGAGCUAGAGUCAUUUUUUACCCCUGACUCCCCAUCCACUGCUACUAAGCACGUUAGUGGAUCUAGCAGCUUCUCAACCAGCAGACACACAACCAGCACAGGCAGUAGCUACACAGGUACAGCAGCAUCCAGUCAUUCAGGGACUUACGGGGGAAAAGACAGAUUUGCAGACUUAGGAGAGGAGGAGGAAGAUGACUUUGGAGGACUUCACCUUCAGCCAUCUGGAUUCCCAUCUGGCAGUGCAAGUCGCUCCAAGACUGUAGUGACCAGCUCUUCUAGUUUCAACAAGGGAGGCUCCACUUUUGAAACCAAAUCACUAAAGACCCGUGAAAUAAAUGAGCAGCUAGGUGGGUUGGAACAUGAUCAGAGUGCAGAGGAUACCCCAGACUUUCAGGCACGCAGCAUCAGACCGUCAGGAGGGAGGCGAAGGACACCCAGCACUGGGAAAGACUGUGAUGAUAUCCGCCAGAAACACACUUCUGGUGCCAAAAGUGGCAUUUACAAAAUCAAGCCAGCGGGAUCCAAUAAGGUUUUGUCAGUUUAUUGCGACCAAGAGACCACUUUGGGAGGAUGGCUAUUGAUCCAACAGAGAAUGGAUGGAUCAGUGAAUUUUAACCGGACCUGGCAAGACUACAAGAAAGGUUUCGGCAGCGUGGAUGGCAGAGGGCGAGGAGAGUUUUGGCUGGGCAAUGAGAACAUACACUUGCUGACUCAGAAUGAUACUCUCCUUCGGGUUGAGUUAGAGGACUGGGAUGGAAAUGCUGUGUUUGCAGAGUAUCUCAUGCAGGUAGGGUCUGAAGCUGAAGGGUACGCCCUGGCCGUGUCCUCCUACGAGGGCACUGCCGGGGAUGCCCUGAUCACUGGCUGGGUGGAAGAGGGCACCGAGUACACGUCCCACGCCCAGAUGAAGUUCAGCACCUUCGACUGGGACCAAGACCAUUGGGAGGAGAACUGUGCGGAGAUGUACGGGGGCGGCUGGUGGUACAACAGCUGCCAGGCCGCCAACCUCAAUGGCAUUUACUACCUGGGGGGCCACUACGACCCCAGGUACAAUGUCCCCUACGAGAUCGAAAAUGGUGUAGUCUGGCUGCCAUUUAAAGCCUCUGACUAUUCCCUCAAAACUGUUAGAAUGAAAAUCAGGCCCAUAGAAACCCUGUAGAAAGACAGGCCUUUAACAUGUGUUAUGACUACAAGUUGAAAAGAUUUUUUAUACAUGUAUGUAUGAUGUACCUUUACCCCAUGAAUUUGAAGGCAACUGGACACAUUUGCAGAUUAGAAACAAUAAACAGUGAUUAAUUAUCAACAAGA
Messenger RNA from Corvus hawaiiensis (hawaiian crow), 2497 nucleotides. It is a transcript of the gene FGA, whose product is annotated as fibrinogen alpha chain. Gene Ontology annotation, cellular component: fibrinogen complex. Lineage: Eukaryota; Metazoa; Chordata; Aves; Passeriformes; Corvidae. Gene Ontology annotation, biological process: protein polymerization; platelet activation; blood coagulation. The transcript has 6 exons. The record is from RefSeq and is a predicted model, not a curated record. Bases 57 to 2348 code for a protein of 763 amino acids. Gene Ontology annotation, molecular function: signaling receptor binding.